UGUGGCGCUCAUCCAUUUGAUCUGUUCUUUGCAGUGAUUGAAGAAAAAGGGGUGAAAAUGAAGCUGACGGUGAUCGACACUCCCGGGUUUGGGGACCAGAUCAACAAUGAGAACUGUUGGGAGCCCAUAGUGAAGUACGUCAACGAGCAGUAUGAGAAAUACCUGAGGGAGGAGCUGAACAUCAACAGGAAGAGGCGGAUACCUGACAGCAGAGUCCACUGCUGCAUCUACUUCCUGCCUGCAACCGGACACAGGCUGCGCCCCAUCGACCUGGAGUUCAUGAAGAGGUUGGGGAAGAUAGUGAGCAUUGUGCCUGUCAUCGCUAAAGCAGACACACUCACCGUAGAAGAGAGACAGGAAUUUAAAGAAAGGAUAAGGAAAGACUUGACAUCCAAUGGAAUUCGUGUUUACCCCCAGAGAGAGUACGAUGAAGAUCCAGAGGAGCGCGUUCUCAACGACAGAAUCAGGGAAAGCAUUCCCUUUGCUGUUGUGGGAACUGACAAGGAGCACCAGGUGAAUGGAAACAAGGUGCUGGGCCGGAAGACGAAGUGGGGAAUCAUUGAAGUUGAAAAUGUGGCUCACUGUGAAUUUGCAAACCUGAGAGAUCUUCUUAUCAGGUCUCACCUGCAGGACCUGAAGGACGUGACCCACAACAUCCACUAUGAGACGUACCGCGUGCGACGACUCAAGGAGAGCAACAUGAACUUCAGUGAGCUGGUUCUGUCCAGCUGGCCCCUGGAGAACGGGACCGACACAUGUGAGACGGAGAGUCAGCUCUGAUCCGUCCGUCGUCCUCCCUGUCCUCCUGAGCGCUCACAAGGCGUGAGGCUCUGCCCUCACGUCACGGUGAAACAUGGGAGAAGUCUUUUCUUCCUUUUUUUUUUUUUU
Molecule: messenger RNA, 888 nt
Organism: Poecilia reticulata (guppy)
Lineage: Eukaryota; Metazoa; Chordata; Actinopteri; Cyprinodontiformes; Poeciliidae
Gene: septin12
Product: septin 12
Molecular function (GO): GTP binding
Source: RefSeq, a predicted model, not a curated record